Molecule: messenger RNA, 1276 nt
Organism: Malurus melanocephalus (red-backed fairy wren)
Lineage: Eukaryota; Metazoa; Chordata; Aves; Passeriformes; Maluridae
Product: histone-lysine N-methyltransferase SETMAR
Exons: 2
Coding region: 1-873 (290 amino acids)
Cellular component (GO): nucleus
Molecular function (GO): histone methyltransferase activity; protein binding; zinc ion binding
Source: RefSeq, a predicted model, not a curated record
AUGGCGGCGGCGGAGCUGAGCGGCGGCAGUGAGGCCGUGGCUGUGGCGCUGUGCGCGCCSGGGGAGGCCCCGCCGGCCUUCCAGUACAGCCCCGAGAGCGUGCCCGGAGCAGACGGAGAGCUCGACCCCACUGAGAUCACCUUCCCGGGCUGUUCGUGCCGGAGCAGCUCCUGCGCUGUCUCCGAGUGCCCCUGUCUGUGCCGGGGGGAGAACUACAGCAGCCAGCGCCUGCGGCUGCCCGAGCAGGAGGAGGAGCAUUUCUCCAGGCCCGUGUUUGAGUGCAACAGCCUGUGCCAGUGCGGGGAGCGGUGCCACAACCGGCUGGUGCAGCGCGGGCUGCGGCUGCGGCUGCAGGUGUUCCGCACCCRGCGCAAGGGCUGGGGGGUGCGCACGCUGGAGCACAUCCCCCGYGGAUCCUUCGUCUGUGAGUACGCUGGGGAGGUGCUGGGCUUUGCUGAGGCACGGAGAAGAAUCCUGGCYCAGACACCACAGGACACAAAUUACAUCAUAGCCGUGAGGGAGCACCUCCACGACGGGCGGGUCAUGGAGACCUUUGUGGAUCCCACCCRCAUCGGCAACGUGGGCAGGUUCCUGAACCACUCGUGUGAACCCAAUUUGUUCAUGGUGCCUGUGAGAGUUGACUCCAUGGUGCCCAAACUGGCACUUUUUGCAGCCGCUGAUAUUUCUGCUGGAGAGGAACUUUCAUACGAUUACUCUGGAAGAUUCCAUAAUUUCCCAGAAASUAGCAGAGAACAAAAACCUCUGGAGGAGGAGAACAGCCUGAGAAAGCCUUGCUACUGUGGUUCCCGCACGUGUGCUUCCUUCUUACCUUGGGACAGCUCCCUCUUUUCCUCACCAGGAAGUUCUUCAUAGCCUUUCAGCCUUAAGCACACCGAAAAAAUAUUUUCUCUAAUAGUUGAAUAAAGCUCUCUGUGUUCCAACAUGUGGRUUUGAGAAGCAGUAAAGAGAGCAAGGUUUUCACAUAAUCUCAUGAACAUCCUACUCAAGGACUUUUGAAGGUGGGUAGUCCAAGGGAUUAUUGGAGCUUCAGGAUGUUCUAAAAUCAGUGACUAAGCCAGGCCUGGUGUUUUUGUCUGGUUUUCCUCUGACAGUUUGCCAUAUGCUAAAGCAGCUUCUAUCCUGCAGAAUUUGUACCUUUAGCACUUGUGCAUGGACAGGACAUGUGGCAGCAGCAAGAAAAGUCACUGAAAAUGGCACAAGAAAAUGACACCAUGAAUCAUCACAUUUGCAMGAGAGGCAUUMGAUUUCUUAAAAU